AUGCUGUUUGCUCUUCUUCUUCUAGCGCUCAUCUGCUCAACAACAGUAAAUGCAGGACAACCUCGGAGAAACAGCACUGAAAAAGGACAUCCUCCGAUGGGAAGACAGAGGGGAGCAGGUGGUCCGAAUGGGCAAAACGCUCCACCAAUGGGAGGACAAGGUGGGCCAGGCCGUGGACCAAGAGGCGGAGCCGGUCAGCAAUCUCAGAAGCAGUGA
Messenger RNA from Strongylus vulgaris, 216 nucleotides. Lineage: Eukaryota; Metazoa; Nematoda; Chromadorea; Rhabditida; Strongylidae. The record is from the annotation of a GenBank genome assembly.